This is a messenger RNA of Trichoderma atroviride IMI 206040, 444 nucleotides long. RefSeq lists its product as uncharacterized. The record is from RefSeq and is a predicted model, not a curated record. NCBI's taxonomy places the organism in Eukaryota, Fungi, Ascomycota, Sordariomycetes, Hypocreales, Hypocreaceae.
AUGCAACUCAAGUCUUUCGCCCCGUUUGUUAGCCUUGCUUUCUGGUCUGCGAUGCCCUCACCCGUUGUUUCAGCCCAUGACACGGAUGCCGCCGCCGCCAAAGUCAGGCUUGGCCAUGAGGGCGGGUCAGCGAUGCAGGUACCCCUGGCUACGGUUCCAGGCUGGUGGUUGAAAUACUGCUCGCUGCCUGACUGCAACCAAGCGAGCGGCGGCGUUUGCGGCGUACGCACUGGGCAACAGGCCAUUGGCUGUCAACAAUUCAAUAUACCAGCCGGCGUCGUUUCCCUCUUAUUCACCUCCGAUAUUCCUGGCCUUAGGGUCCGAGUCUUCACCGGCGACGACUGUACCGGCAACGCAAGAGAUUUCUGGCCUGUCAACCCAAUCGAUUGCCAGGAUUUCCACGACUGGCUGCCGUAUGGGGCCGAGUCGUUCAUGGUAUUCUAG